This is a messenger RNA of Darwinula stevensoni, 418 nucleotides long. Lineage: Eukaryota; Metazoa; Arthropoda; Ostracoda; Podocopida; Darwinulidae. The record is from the annotation of a GenBank genome assembly.
CGAUAAAUGGACCCUGGACUGGCCUCGCCCUUCACACUCAUCGCAGCGCUGCGUCGAAGAGGGCUUCCGAGGGCUUCUGACUCUGACCUUCAUCCAUUCUUCGACUCGAAUGAGAACCCGGUCAUCCACUCAGACACUGGUAUCAGUUUUUGCACUGCUUUUGACCUUGGAAUUGGUCACUGGAGUCACCUACAACGACUGCCUAGAUGCCAAGGACGUCGGCAAAAUGACGGAGACGAAGCGAAAUCAAUUCUGCAGGGAUCUCCCGAAGAAACCUAAACGCAUGAAACCCGUGUGCUGGGGAUACGUUCCUGAAUCUGCGAACAUUUGGAAUGGAUUCUGCUUAGAGUACAAGGAAUACUUCAAAUGAUGUACUUGAGCUAUGAGAAUCGCGAAUAAAAACGAUUUAUGAAAAUAA